ACGUAAACAUAUUCCCAUUAUUUCUUGUGCCCCAGAUUUAAACUGUUGUUAGAGUUUUUCUGCGCAAAAAUACUUAUGUACACAAGUUUUCAUCAGUUAGCAGCAUAAAAACGUCAGCACGUUUCACCAGUAGUGCUUGACCUUUUACCCAAAAUGACUACGAAUAAUUACACUGAAUACCUGCUGACGAACAGAAAUCAUAAUGCCGGUUUAUUGCUCCUACCGGCGAAGAAUAUUACGCUGUCCCAUCCCGUCGGUUCAUCAGUGAGUCUAAUCAGUCUGACAGCUGCCACGGUUCUCCUUAACUUCGGCGUGCUGAUAAUUCUCUUCGUAGAAAAACAUCUUCGCACGCCUUUCAACGUGUACAUCAUUGUACUUUUGUCUAGUAAUAUUUUGUAUGUGGGGCUUAAUAACAUCCUGAUGGUUUUGGCCCCCCAUGGACAUUGGUGGAUAGGCGGCCAGGCGUGCACUCUGAGAAUUUACUGCCGAUAUAUUGUUGUCACCAUAACGAUUCACAGUCACGUUUUAAUCAGCAUUAACCGUGCGUGGGCGUUGUUCUGGCCGAUAUCGUACAGACACCAUCAUACGACGACCGUCGCAUGGCUUUUAAGUUUAGGCAUGGUGAUGUACGUCCAUGUUUGCCAGCUUCCUGCAUUAAUAUUGGAUGGUCUUUAUUAUCGAGUUUCCACGGAAAAGGACUGCCGGUUUAAUAGCAAAGCACAGAAUGCAUGGGCCACGUUUUCGACAGUCUGGGUUUUCGAUAUGCCCAAAGUGUUCAUCCUAGUAUGCUAUCCCUUCCUACUAUGGAAAUUUAUUCAUGUCCGCCGACGACCAGUGCCCGCUGACAAACGAGUGGCUGACGCUCGACGAUCGAUGGAUCUUUUAAAAAGGCGGGACACCGUGGUGCGACCUUUUGUUCUGCUGACCAUGUUUACGGCAAGCGCGGCCGUCUGUUGGAUACCCAUCAUGGUGUACUACAUCUUGGCUGAUCUUGUAGCAUCAUACAAAUCCGACACCUUGGAGACAGCACUGAUUCUUCUGUACUCCAUUCAGCCCGUCCUGGACCCGGUAUUCUUCUGCCUCGGCGUUAGCAACCUGCAUAAUUACAUUGUUGUAUUCUGCCAGACGAAAUUCGGCAUCCGUAAACUGUCUACUUCCAACCUCCGGAAAACCAGGAGCGAGUGCGAAAUGGAUAUUCAGUUUAUUGGAAAGCGUAAUCUAUCACAAGGAUGAGAUUUUGAGUACAGUGUUUUUGUAAACAGACAAACAUUAGCAGCUCUGAUAUCGGUUUUUGCAAGCACAGUAAUAUCGUAUUACG
Paramacrobiotus metropolitanus is the source of this 1318-nucleotide messenger RNA. Its product is annotated as kiSS-1 receptor-like. NCBI's taxonomy places the organism in Eukaryota, Metazoa, Tardigrada, Eutardigrada, Parachela, Macrobiotidae. The transcript has 2 exons. Gene Ontology annotation, biological process: G protein-coupled receptor signaling pathway. Bases 154 to 1233 code for a protein of 359 amino acids. Gene Ontology annotation, molecular function: G protein-coupled receptor activity. Gene Ontology annotation, cellular component: membrane. The record is from RefSeq and is a predicted model, not a curated record.